AUGGUUCAAAAGCCAGGGCUGCUGAUCUCUGAACCCACUCAGCACAAGAGAAACCUAGUGAAUGACUUUAAUGGGACACAGUCAGCCCUGGGUUACACCACAGACUCUUCCACAGCUCGAGCCUUACUUACCAGCCUUGCCACUUCGGCGGUGUUUUUUGGAAGGAAAGCCCAUGGGAGCGCAGCCCGGCUCCCCCGCGGGAGGAUCGGAGCCCGAGCCGCGGCCGCUGCCCUGGUUCGGGAGGCUCGGGAGGCUCCUCCAGCAGAUGGAGCUUCAGGGCAGCCCAAAGGGCUCCGGCUGUGCCGCACAUCGCCGGGAGCGGCUCCCGCUGCAUCCCCACGGCCGGGCACGGCCUCCGGAGCCGGCACCGGCACCGACACCGGCACCGACACCGACACCGACACAGACACCGACACCGAUACUGACACCGACACCGACACCGACACCGACACCGACACCGACACCGAUACCGGCGCCGGAACCGACACCGACACCAGCACCGACACCGACACCGACACCAGCACCAACACCGACAACGAUACUGACACCAGCACCGACACCGGCACCGACACCGACACCGACACCAGCACCAACACCAACACCGACACUGACACUCACACCGACACCAGCACCAACACCGACACCGGCACCGACACCGACACCGGCACCGGCACCGACACCGGCACCGGCACCGACACCGACACCAGCACCAACACCAACACCGACACUGACACUCACACCGACACCAGCACCAACACCGACACCGACACCGGCACCGACACCGACACCGGCACCGGCACCGACACCGACAUCGGCACCGGCACCGACACAGACACACAGACACCAACACCGACACAGACACUGACGCCGACACAGACACUGACGCCGACACAGACACCGACACUGACACAGACACUGACACACACAGACACCAACACCGACACCAACUGCAACACCAGCACCAACACCAACACCGGCACCGACACUGACACCGAUACCGACACCAACACUGACACCGACACAGACAUAGACACCAACACCAACGCCGGCACUGACACCGACACCAACACCGACACCAACAUCGACACCAACACCGGCACCGACACUGACACCGACACCGACACCAACACUGACACCAACACCGACACCGACACCAACUGCAACACCAGCACCAACACCGGCGCCGACACAGACACCAACACCAACACUGACACCAACACAGACACCGACACCAACACAGACACCGACACCAACACUGGCACUGACACCAACACUGGCACUGACACCAACACCAACACUGACACCGACACCAGCACCGACACCGACACCGGCACCGACACCGGCACCGGCACCAACACUGACACCAACACCAACACCAACUGCGACACCAGCACUGACACCGACACCGGCACCGACACCAACACCAACACCAGCACUGACACCGACACUGGCACCGACACUGACACCAGCACCGACACCAGCACUGACACCGACACCAACACCGACACUGGCACCGACACCGGCACCGACACCAACAUCGACACAGACACACAGACACCAACUCCGACACCGACACCAGCACUGACACAGGCACCGCCUGCGGCUGUUCGGGUUCGAGCAGCCCACAAACAAACCAACAACCAACACACCCUCGACAAACAAACCAACAUACCCCCAACAAACAAACCAACAGCCAACACAUCCCCAACAAACAAGCCAACAACCAACAUCCAACACACCCGACCCCUCCCCAGGGGCACACAGGGAGCGCACCUGGCUCCAGCUGCCUCUGCCGCCCCUUCCUUGCAUGUCCCAUUUAAUGUGUGCACCCAAAGCACAGCACUCGUACAAGUUUGA
Catharus ustulatus (Swainson's thrush) is the source of this 1857-nucleotide messenger RNA. Its product is annotated as putative per-hexamer repeat protein 5. The coding region runs from base 1 to 1857 and encodes 618 amino acids. Lineage: Eukaryota; Metazoa; Chordata; Aves; Passeriformes; Turdidae. The transcript is spliced from 3 exons. The record is from RefSeq and is a predicted model, not a curated record.